Rotaria sp. Silwood2 is the source of this 1083-nucleotide messenger RNA. NCBI's taxonomy places the organism in Eukaryota, Metazoa, Rotifera, Eurotatoria, Philodinida, Philodinidae. The record is from the annotation of a GenBank genome assembly.
AUGGAUACUACAUUAGAUAAUACUAGAAUUAAAUACCCAUCGUUGUUAAGUGAUAUUAUUCUACAUGAAAAUGACCUAACUGAACAAGCGAAAAAUCAGUUUAGUUAUCAUGAUAAAAUAUGGCGUGGAUUCGAAUCGUAUCGUCAAAGUAUACUUCGUAAUCAAUAUCUGACACCUGUUGGCCGACAUUUAGCUCUGUAUGAAAUCGAUAAGUUACACACAGAUUGUAAACAUGUUCUGAAUUAUGCAGCAGAUAAUAUUCAACUUCUUCAUCACAAUUUACCAUCUACUGGUCCAUUGGUUAUUUGCGGUCUACCACGUACAGGUUCGACAUUUCUGUUCAAUUUAAUGGCUUGUGAUCCGAAUUGUCGUGCACCAUUAUACACUGAUAUGUGCGUUGAUAUUAUUCCACCCAUCUCACGAUCCGAUUCAAUUGAACAAAAACGACGAAUAGAUGCAGUCAACUUGUCUAUGAAACAAAAAGAAUAUUUGAUUGGUUCACAAAGUCAUAUAGCUGAAUCGCAUCCGAAUUUUCCAUUUGAAGAAGAUUAUAAUAUUUUACUUCAAGCAAGUUUUCUUCCAUUUUUUACAAGUAUAGUAUGUGAUGAUGAAAUCAAUUCUGAUAAAUGGCUUCAAAUAGAAAUAAACAAAGAUUAUAUUUAUGAUUAUCAUGAAGUAUUCUUACGUUUAUUAAAUUCUGUUGAUAUGCCGCAAUCUCAUUGGUUAUUAAAAUCGCCGAUGCAUAGUUUACAUCUUGACAGACUUGUUCAACAUUAUCCGAAUGCAUUAUUAGUAAUGACUCAUCGCAAUCUAGACGAAGUUAUUCCUUCAUUGUGUGCAUUAGCACAAACAAAUGUUCAAUCAACUUUUGAUAAAACAGACUUUAUUAGUCGAAAUCGAUUGACAAAACGAUGCUACCAAUUUAUAGAUAAAAUGAUUGAAUAUAUUAUGGAAUUUCGUACUCGUUCGAAUAAUGUAUUCGAUCAAUCGUGUAAAAACAUUUUUGAUAUUACCUAUAAUAAUUUGAUGAGAGAUCCGAUUGCUAUUGUACGUAGAAUUUAUUCUUACUUUAAUCUUCAUUGA